AUGGCUACUACCGAUCUUACCGUGGAGAAGACGGCCUCCGGCCGCGAGUACAAGGUCAAGGACAUGUCUUUGGCUGAUUUCGGCCGCAUGGAGCUCGAUCUCGCCGAGGUCGAGAUGCCUGGCCUCGUCGCCUGCCGCGAGGAGUUCGGCCCUUCCCAGCCAUUCAAGGGAGCUAAGAUCAGUGGAUCCCUCCACAUGACGGUUCAGACUGCCGUCCUCGUUGAGACCCUCACCGCGCUCGGCGCGGAGGUGAGAUGGUGCUCGUGCAACAUCUUCUCCACCCAGGACCACGCUGCAGCCGUCAUUGCCCGCGAUUCAGCCGCCGUGUUCGCCUGGAAGGGCGAGACCCUGCUGGAGUACUGGUGGUGCACUGAGCGCUGCCUCGACUGGGGCGUCGGCAGCGGCCCCGAUCUCAUCGUUGACGACGGUGGCGACGCCACUCUCCUGAUCCACGAGGGUGUGAAGGCCGAGAUUGAGUUCGAGAAGUCGGGCGCCGUCCCCGACCCCGAGUCGACGACGAACCCCGAGUUCCAGAUCGUGCUCACCAUCAUCCGCGACUCGCUCAAGGAGACGCCCACCAAGUACCGCGACAUGGCGAAGCGCAUCAUGGGUGUGUCGGAGGAGACCACCACCGGCGUCAAGAGGCUGUACCAGAUGCAGAUCAACGGCUCGCUGCUCUUCCCCGCCAUCAACGUCAACGACUCUGUCACCAAGAGCAAGUUCGACAACCUGUACGGUUGCCGUCACUCCCUGCCCGACGGUCUCAUGAGGGCUACUGACGUCAUGAUCGCCGGCAAGACCGCUCUCGUGUGCGGAUACGGUGACGUCGGCAAGGGCUGCGCCGCUGCUCUCAAGGCCGCUGGUGCCCGCGUUACAGUCACGGAGGUCGACCCCAUCUGCGCUCUCCAGGCUGCCAUGGAGGGAUUCGCCGUGAACACCCUGGCGAAUGUGGUUGGCGACACUGACAUCUUCGUUACCACCACUGGUAACAAGGACAUCAUCAUGGUCGCUGACAUGGUGAAGAUGAAGAACAACGCCAUUGUUUGCAACAUCGGUCACUUCGACAAUGAAAUCGACAUGGCCGGCCUGGAGAGCUACCCUGGCGCCAAGAAGGUGACCGUUAAGCCCCAGACGGACCGCUGGGUGUUCCCUGAGACCAACCGUGGCAUCAUCAUUCUGGCUGAGGGUCGCCUGAUGAACCUGGGAUGCGCCACUGGCCACCCCAGCUUCGUGAUGUCGUGCUCGUUCACGAACCAGGUGAUUGCCCAGAUUGAGCUGUGGAAGGAGAAGUACUCGGGCAAGUACAAGAAGGAGGUGUACGUGCUGCCCAAGCACCUGGAUGAGAAGGUCGCUGCACUGCACUUGCCCAAGCUGGGGGCUGUGCUCACCAAGCUGAGCCCUGCCCAGGCUGAGUACAUUAAUGUGCCUGUGGAGGGCCCUUACAAGCCUGCCCACUACAGAGUGGUAGCGGGCGGGCCCGGGCUGGCGGGCGAGCAGGAUCAGGGGCAGCAGGGAUCGUCGGACGACUUUCCGCCGGUGCCGUCGGGUCGGAUGAUGGUACCGAUGAUGAAGAAAGGCUACGGCGCUUUCGGCGGCGGUGGAGCCACGCUCGAGAAGUCCAAGCUCGACCUCUCGUUCUCGGCCACCAAGACCACCCCGCAGAUUGACCUUGGCGGUGGAGGUGGUAACGUCGGUAAGGGUGGAGCGCACGGCGGAGGCGACGGCGGCGACGAUGGUGGCGACGAUGACGACUACUUCGGCGAGGACGACGGCGACGAUGGUGACGACGACGGUUUCAUUCGUAGAGCGAUCAUCUCCGAGGUGUUCGACAGGGCCUCGGUCGAGGCAGUGCUGCAGGAGUGGUUCCGAUCCAUGGCGGACCUUCCCGCCGGCAUCAGACGAGCCGUUGAAAUGGGUCUGGUGAGCUCGGCGCAGAUCGCGCGAUUCAUGUCAAUCGACGCGCGCCCCACCAUCGCGCGCAUCGUCUCCCGCGCUACCCCCGCCGAGGUCUCGCGCGCAUUCGUCGGCCGCAUGAUGGCGGAUCCAGCGUUCAUCUACAAGCUGCUGCUGGAGCAGGCCGUCACAGUCGGCACGUCCGCGUGGUGGGAGGUCAAGCAACGCGGCGACAGACUGAAGGACGAGUGGGGGCUGGCGUUGACCAACGUGCUGACGCUCUCUCUGUGCAACGCGGCGGUGGUGUGGUCGCUGUCCCCCACGCGCUCGUACGGCUCCACGGCCACGUCAGAGUGGCAGAUGGCGCUACAGAAGCUGCCAAACAACAUGUUCGACAAGAGCUACCCCCUGCGCGAGUUCAACCUGCCCGCCCGCGCCGGCAGCUUCUUCUUCAAUGCUGCCAAGCUCAGCCUCGUCGGCUCCACGGUCGGCGCCCUGGGGGGCCUCGCCUCCAACGCCAUCCUCUCGGCCGUUUCCAAGGGCAAGGAGGGGUAUCGGCCGUCAGUGGUGGUGCCAUCCGCCAGCACGAGUGCAGCGGCGUACGGGGCGCACACAGGGCUGUCAGGCAACCUGCGCUACCAGCUGCUGUACGGACUCGACCGCAUGUUGCAGCAGCACUUCAACCACAUCCCCGUUGCUGUCCUCGGCACCACUGCGCUCAGGUGUGGCAACGUUCUAUUGGGCGAGCCGUCUCGUCUGAUGUGGCUGGGGAUGGACGGCGAGGCGCAGCAACAGGCCAAGGCAGAGCAGCAGGCGUACCGCCGCCCGUCCCGCUCCUCCGGUGCCGGCUCCAAGACUAACUCGUUCCUGCAAUCACUGCCCUUCGGCAAGAAAUCAGAGGAAGCACAGCCUAAGAAAAAGAGUGCUGCUAGGAGAGUGACCAAGGCUGCGGCUGCAGGAGGGGCGGAGAGUGGCGCAGAGGUGGGUGCAGUAAGUUCAGAGGGGGCGGAGAAGGUGCAAGGGACGGGAGGUGCAGCUCGCACGACAAAGCGUGGUAGUGGCAUCGCAUCGCAGGCAUCCACGGCGCUGCUUUGCCUCCUUGGAGCGGCGCGGGAUUCUCCUCUCGCCGCCAGAGCCUCCAAUCGCUGCGGCUGCUGGUACGAGCAAGCGCUGAACUGCGCUCCCUCCCUCUUCCUGCAUUGGACUCGUUUCUUUGCCCUGUGCGAUGUCAUACCCGAGAGCCUUUCAACCGCGUCUUUCAUUCGUCGGCGCGCGCAUCACGAGGCUUGCGCGCAUGGGGCGGGACAAGAUGAUGGUGACUAUAACGCGCGGGAGAAAGCUGAUAGUGGCGGUGGUGACUAUAACGCGCGACAGAAGCAUCCCGACGCGUACACAGCGGACGACGACGAGGCGACUGUGCGACGUCGCCUGGCAGCCGAAGGGAUGGAGAUGCGCGACCUGGUGCCACGUGGACGAAUGAGCGCGUGGCACGCGGCCAUCGUGUUCGUCUAUCACAUGCUGCCGUACACGCCCCUCCCCUGCACGCUCGCCACGCUGGCCUGCUUCUACGGGUACAGGGCGUACGGUUGGCAGGGCGCAGUGGCGGUGGUGCUGCUGCUGCUCUUCCUCCGCCUCAUUCCCCUCUACUACAACUCUGCCUGGCGCAAGAAACUCACUUUCCUAUACGAGGCAAUGGCGCACUACAUGACACGCGUGCGUGUCAUCGUGCCAGCUCAGCAGGUGCCACGUGGCGGGUACCUGUUCACGGCGCAUCCCCACGGGCGCAUGUUCUACAGCAGCAGCAUGCUCACGCAGACGGCUCACCUCUGGAAGGACACAUUCUGCCCGCACGGCGAGCUGUUCGGGGCGGCCAACAGCACCUUCUUCGAGGUGCCAGUCAUUCGCUCCAUGCUUUAUAUGGCUGGAGCCAUCCCCGCUAGCAGAGGCAGCAUCAUUGACAAGCUCAGGCACGGCGACCAUGUGGGCAUAGUGGUGGGCGGCAUCAGGGAGGUGUGUCUGGGCACCAACCCUCACACGGACGUGCUCUACCUCAUGAGGCGGCGUGGGUUUGCGCGCAUAGCAGUGGAGGAGAAGGUGGGGGUGGUUCCCAUGUACUGCUUCAAUGAAACCCAGGCCCAUUUCCCCGUGCCAGUGCUCUCCGAUAACCCCGACGGCUGGGGACCCACCACUCUCCCCGAGCAGUUUAAAGACGUCCCGUACGCGCCGUUCAAUAAGGGCGACCGCGUCGGCCGCGCAGCGGACUGGACCUCCCAAGGAUACCGUCGCUACGAUCGCGAUCGCCAGGGCGGGGCGGGCGGGGUGAAUGCCGCCUUCUCCUUCUUCCAGGACCAGGAUGAGGACUCGUUUCAACUGGUGGACACCAAGCCCGUGCAGAAGCCUCGCUACGGGCCCCGCCGCUUCUUCCAGAAUCGGUUCCAGAACCGGCGCGGGGAGGAGGGGAAGCGCGACGGGCGCGACAGCGGCGCGGGCGCGGACAGGGAGCGGCAGCGGCAGCAGCGCAUGCAGCAGCAGAAGCGCGGGCAGUGGAACCCGUACUACGACCGCAACGCGCAGCGCGCCACGUACAACAGCUCCGUCGACAUCCGCCCCGAGUGGGUGGUGCUCGAACAAAUCCCGCUCUCCGCUCUCUCGAAACUCUCCUUCAACGCGGGGGAGCCCCAGGACGUUACGACGUGUGGCGCGCUCGAGUAUUACGACAAGACGUUUGACCGAGUCAACCCCAAGUCGGAGCGGCCGUUGGAGAGGUGUGAAACGCGCCAGUUCCACAAGGUGACGACGAGCGACGACCCCGUGGUGAAGCGGCUGGCGGCGGAGGGCGGAGACGCGCCCGCGGUCUUUGCCACGGACGCCAUCCUCUCCACGCUCAUGUGCGCGCCGCGCUCCGUGUACUCGUGGGACGUGGUCGUGCACAAGAGCGGCGGGAAGCUGUUCUUCGACCAGCGGGACUCGUCAUUUGACUUGCUCACGGUGAACGAGACAGCAACGGGCAUCGAGCCAGCGGCAGAGGACAGCAUCAACGGCAUAGCGUCGCUCAGCCAGGAGGCGACGUUCAUCAACCAGAACUUCUCCCAGCAGAUCGUCAACAAGAAGGGAGCGAAGCGCCAGUUCGCGGAGGCGAAUCCGUUUGCAGCGGAGGGCGAGGAGGUGGCGUCCGUGGCGUACCGCUACCGCAAGUGGAUGCUGGACGGGGACAUGCCGUUGGUGGUGCGCUGUGAGCUAGACGCGGUGUUGGACAUGCGGGGGCAGGAGAUGCUGGCAACUGUGAAUGCGCUGAACGAGUUUGACCCCAAGGUCACGGGCGUGGACUGGCGCGCCAAGAUCGACAAUCAAAGGGGCGCGGUCCUAGCAACGGAGCUGAAGAACAACAGCAACAAGCUUGCCAAGUGGACGGCUCAAGCGCUGCUCGCAGGGGCCGAUCUGAUGAAGCUGGGGUACGUGUCGCGAGUGUUCCCCAAGAACAACCUCAAGCACACCAUUCUCGCAGUGCAGGCGUACAAGCCCCGGGAGCUGGCGAUGCAGAUAACGCUCUCCUCCGCCAACAUGUGGGGCAUCGUCAAGCACAUAGUGGACAUGUGUAUGAAGCUCGAGGAUGGCAAGUACCUCAUCGUAAAGGACCCCAACAAGCCCUUCCUCAGGCUGUACGAGGUGCCAUCGGACGCAUUUGAUAACGAUUAUGUGGAGGAGCCCCUUGCCGAGGAGGACCAGGCCCCGCCACCCCCAGAAGCAGCUGAUGGUGACGCAGAAGCAGCGGCUGAUUCCAAUGCUGCUGCGUGA
Molecule: messenger RNA, 5688 nt
Organism: Closterium sp. Naga37s-1
Lineage: Eukaryota; Viridiplantae; Streptophyta; Zygnematophyceae; Desmidiales; Closteriaceae
Source: the annotation of a GenBank genome assembly